Fonsecaea erecta is the source of this 987-nucleotide messenger RNA. RefSeq lists its product as hypothetical. The record is from RefSeq and is a predicted model, not a curated record. The coding region runs from base 1 to 987 and encodes 328 amino acids. Gene Ontology annotation, molecular function: oxidoreductase activity. The transcript has a single exon. Lineage: Eukaryota; Fungi; Ascomycota; Eurotiomycetes; Chaetothyriales; Herpotrichiellaceae.
AUGGCAGUUCACAAGACACUCAAGUUUAAGCCCCUUCACGCAACAUUUGCGGCUGAAGUGGAGGGUGUUGAUUUCUCCAAACCCAUACCGGACUCUGUGAUCGCUGAAGUUCAGGAGGGCAUCGACAAGUAUGGCGUCCUCGUGUUCCGGAAUGCCAAUAUGGACAAUGACACCCACGUUGCCUUCACACGGCGGUUCGGCGAGCUAGAUUCGAUGCCUUUCAUUCGUCGCCGAGGUCGAUUCCCUGACCAGCCGCACAUCUUCGACGUGUCCAACUUGGACGACUCUGGAGAAAUAGUCAAGGACACCGACCGCGUCACCUCCAUGCUGAAGAAGGGUAACGAGCUGUGGCACGCCGAUAUGCAGUAUCAUCCGCGCCGGGACAAAUACUCUCUACUCCGCGCGGUCGAAAUCCCUCCCCUAGGUUCUGGCGGCGAGACUGAGUUUGCCGAUUCCCGCACCGCCUACGAAGACCUCGACCGCGAAUGGAAGGACAAGCUUGAGAACUUGGUGUGUGAUUGUUCGCUGAUCCAUAAUCGCCGGAUGGCGGCGCCGGAUCUGUAUAAAGAUGUGGAUCCAUACGACUGGUCUAUCUCUCAUUUCAAGGCCGUGUAUCCGCACGAGGGGAGCGGACGCAAGAAUUUGUAUGUGACCAGCUAUGUCUAUAGGUUCCAGGGCUAUUCGAUCGAAGAAAGCCACAAGAUGCGGGAAGAGCUGAUCAAGCACGGAACCCAGCCGAAAUACGUGUACAAGGUCGCGUGGGAGCGACCAGGAGACGCAGUUAUGUGGGAUAACACAGCAGUCUGGCAUCGAGCGUUAGACGCGUCGGAGUAUAUAUUCAAAUACCGAAGGGACAUGCGGCGGACUAACACAUAUGACAAUGGCCCGCACGCAUGGGGGGAGAACGAGGUCGGGAAGGCCUGGAAGGUGCAGCUCCCCAAGGACCCUUUGGCACAUGAAAGUCAACUCAACCGCUUGGUCGGGUAG